Molecule: messenger RNA, 1243 nt
Organism: Oppia nitens
Lineage: Eukaryota; Metazoa; Arthropoda; Arachnida; Sarcoptiformes; Oppiidae
Product: organic cation transporter protein-like
Exons: 4
Coding region: 26-1243 (405 amino acids)
Biological process (GO): transmembrane transport
Cellular component (GO): membrane
Molecular function (GO): transmembrane transporter activity
Source: RefSeq, a predicted model, not a curated record
UAGACGCCCAGUACUCAUACUGGCCAUGACAGUGGAAAUCCUUGGCGGACUAUCCCUAAUAUUUUCCCCRACAAUCGGCCAGUAUAUUGUCAGUCGAUUUAUUAUAGGUCUGGGCGAUAGUGGACGCGGUGUUUGCCUGUAUCUGAUGCUAUUGGAAACGGUUGGCACAAAAUAUCGUAGCGAUGUAGUUAUGUCGACAAGUUUCGGUUGGAUUCUAGGCUAUAUAGCUCUACCCGGUUGCGCUUAUCUAUUGAAAAACUACCAGUACCUACAGGCCAUACCUACCCUAUUGGCUGCUGUCUACAUGUYCGGGUGGUUAUGGUCGAUAYCUGAAUCGCCCAGGUGGCUACUAUCGAAAAACCAAUUUGAUCGGGCUCAGUUAGUACUGGCUGGUGCAGCCAAAUUAAAUGGCCGACCAAUUGAUCAGCAAAUUAUCUAUGAUAAACUAAAUGAGCUGCAACAAAUUGAUACUACUACUACUACCAAGGAUCAACAAAUAGGACAGUCAUCAUCAUCAUCAACAACAACAAAACAACAACAACAUGGUACAAUACUUGACCUGCUAACCGUACCAGUGUUGCGCACCUAUACCCUGAUAUUUUGGUUUACAUUUAUGGUCAAUGCAUUUAUCUAUCAYGGCCUGGCCCUGAAUGUCCAGCAAAUUGGCGGCAAUUUCUAUUGGAAUUUUGCAGCUGCCGGUGCUGUCGAAAUACCAUCAAUACUGUUGAAUAUUGUUGGCCUGAAACUAGUCGGACGCAAAUGGUUUACCGUCGGUACUAUGCUCGGUGCCGGGCUAUCCUAUUUGGUUAUUGUUAUGUCGAUGAUGAUGGACACCGGUAGUAGUAGUAACCAUCAAACUAUUAGACUACUGGCCUCAAUGAUUGGCAAACUAUUGAUAUUUAGUUCAUUCAAUGCCGUAUAUAUACAUUCAGGGGAAAUAUUUCCGACAGUCCUACGCCAUACGGGUAUCGGUAGCUGUAGUAUAGCUGCCCGAUUAGGGUCAAUACUGGCACCGUAUGUCAAAGAGAUGAGUGAACAUUAUAAUUUUGGUGUAUCAAUGUCAGUGUUUGCCGUACUGGCACUGGCAGCCACUGGCCUAACCYUGAUGUUACCCGAAACUAAAGGCCAGGACAUACCCGAUCGGUUAGAGGAUGUGACCGAGUUGAGCAAUUUGAGCACCGGUAGUAAUAUUGAUGGUCAACAAUCAAUCAUUAUCAUUAGAGACUACUACUACUACUACUAA